Molecule: messenger RNA, 478 nt
Organism: Scomber japonicus (chub mackerel)
Lineage: Eukaryota; Metazoa; Chordata; Actinopteri; Scombriformes; Scombridae
Product: hemoglobin embryonic subunit alpha-like
Exons: 3
Coding region: 1-435 (144 amino acids)
Biological process (GO): hydrogen peroxide catabolic process; oxygen transport
Cellular component (GO): haptoglobin-hemoglobin complex; blood microparticle; hemoglobin complex
Molecular function (GO): organic acid binding; iron ion binding; oxygen binding
Source: RefSeq, a predicted model, not a curated record
AUGACUAGUCUAACUGCUAAGGAUAAAGCCAAUGUCUUGGCCUUCUGGAGUAAAGUGUCUUCAAAGGCUGACGACAUCGGUAUGGAUGCUAUUACCAGGUUGUUGACCGUCUACCCCCAGACCAAGACUUACUUUGCCCACUGGAAGGACUUGAGCACCGGCUCUGCUCUCGUGAGGAAGCACGGAAGAACUAUCAUGGCUGGAGUUGGUGAUGCUAUAACCAAGAUCGAUGACCUGAAAGGAGGUCUUCUGAACCUCAGUGAGCUGCAUGCCUUCACUCUGCGAGUGGACCCUGCCAACUUCAAGAUUGCCUCCCACUGCAUCCUUGUGGUCAUGGCCAUCAUGUUCCCCGUUGACUUCACCCCUGAGGUCCAUGUGGCUAUGGACAAGUUCCUGGCUGCCUUGGCUCUGGCUCUGGCUGAGAAAUACAGAUAAACAGAUGGAGAAGAAGAUGGAGACUUCAGCAUGAGUUUACUCU